Messenger RNA from Rotaria sordida, 438 nucleotides. Lineage: Eukaryota; Metazoa; Rotifera; Eurotatoria; Philodinida; Philodinidae. The record is from the annotation of a GenBank genome assembly.
AUGAAAAUGCCUAAAAAUUCGAUGUUUACCUGUUUUUCAAAAACCAAUGAUUAUAUAAAAACAAAUAAUAAUAAUUUAAAAAUUAAUAAAAAUGUACGAAAUCGUUCAAAUGGUUCUAAAAAUAUUUGUCAGCGUCGAAGUUCAUCAAAUCGAUCUUCAUCAGAUAAUAGUUUGAAAAUGAUUAAAAAUUUAGGAAAUCGUUCAAAUGGUUCUAAUAAUAUUCGUCGUCGUCGAAAUUUAUCAAAUGGAUCUUCAUUAUAUAAUCAUCACCAAAUGAAUUGUUCACCACUUAAGUUACGACAAUAUGAUAGAUCAUCUACAGAAUAUUGUAGAGCAAAAGUUAUACGUACACGUAUGAUUAUUGGUCAACCAAAACAUGUUCCAAAAGUUCGAGAAGAAGAAGAAGAAGUUUACUGCAGUUGUUACGAAGAUAAUUGA